CCAGCCUCCGCCCCCAGCAGUUGCCGCCGUUCUGGGGUCACUUCACGCGGCUUACCGAGCGUCAUUUAGCGGCGAGAAACACCGGAUACGAGCUCUGCUGCCGGGACCGAGACUUCCGUUAAGAAGCCUGGCGGGGGAAAAUCGUUCCAGUCGAUAUUUCUAGAGGCUGGCAUGUAGCAGCCCCGUGUGCAGGCUCUUACAGAUCCAAGGGUGCCUGGAAGGACUCACUAAUUAGAUGCUGAGGCUCAUUCAUAUCCCUCCCAAAGAUAGAGGUUUAACUCAGCUGAAGGAUUAAACCCACUUUGUCAUGCCAUGAUUGAGAGGCCACUGAAGACCUGCCAUUGCUGUAACUGCUGACACCACCUCAACCCAAAUCCAUAUCCAUCUGUGCCACAUAAACAAGCCAGCGUGCUGCAGUGGGGGGACUGAUCAUUUGCUGUAAAUCAUUAAAGGGUGACAGAUGUGUGACAGAUGUGAGGACAGGAAGUGAAGUUAAAGUGCUGUGGAAAUCUGUUCAGAAGCACUCCACCAUCUAAAAUGCAUGCAAGUGGCUGGUAAGCUGCUGCAUGAAAAGGCUGCAGGGCUCUCUGUAAUGAAGAGGCAAGCCAAGAAGGUGCAGGAGGAGGAGGCGGCGGCUUUGUGCUGCUGCGAAUACAUGAACAGACACGGACAACGCAGCCAUGUAGCAGCCUGCUGCUGUGACUGUGAGGACCUGGAUGACGCCUGUGACAGGUUUCUGAAGAGGGAACCUCAGAAGCCUGAAUCCCUGUCACAGGUGGCUGCAGUCGUCACAGAUCGGAUUCGUGUGCCGUGGCUGUGGGGUGGAGCUCGCAAGGUGGACCUGUCCAUCAUUCCUCCUCUUGUUCUCCUUCCUGCCCUGCUGCACCUCGCUGCUUUCCACUUCCUGAUUGGGAUGGUGGUUCUGACAGCUCUGCCGGGCUUAGUGCUGUGGUACUACUAUUUCACCCACCGUAAGAAAGGACAGACCCUCUUCUUCCUCAGCCUGGCCCUUUUCUCCUUGGCAUACAUGUACUACUUGUUCAUCACUGAGGUGUUUCCCCGUGGGGAUGUUGGACUGCUUCAGCUAGCGCUGGUAAGCGUCGGGGUCGUCCUCACCCUGCUGGCUCUUUUCCACACCAAGAGAGAUCCGGGCAUCUUACGCCCGAACGAAGAGUCCAUUCACAGCAAGGUGGCGUAUUACAGCUCCCCCACGGGCAGAAACCCUUCCCUCAAUGGGGGAAGGCAGGAUGUGAUGAUGACUGUAGCCAACCGGGCUGUGGCGUCGGAGCAGCAAGUGGAGGAGGAAAUGAAGGAAAGCAACCGAAAGAACUGGUGUCAGGCGUGCAGGGCGGUGCGGCCCCCCAGGGCGGGGCACUGUCGCAUCUGUGGUGUCUGCGUGCUGCGUCUCGACCACCAUUGUGUCUGGAUAAACAGCUGUGUGGGGCAGGCCAAUCACCGCAGCUUUCUGCUCACGCUCGUCCUCUUCCUGUUGACGUCCCUGUACGGAAUCAGCCUGGUGCUGCAGAGUGUGUGUCCACAGCAAAAUCUCCUCUUCGCCUUACUCUACUGCCCAGGAGUCUACAACCAGUACAGCACUGCUCUUUGCUUCACCUGUGCGUGGUACAGCAGCAUCGUGACGGGCGGGCUGCUUCACCUGCUGGCGAUACAGCUCAUCAACGUCAGCUACAACGUGACCGAGCGUGAGGCCCGCCUUGCCCUGCGAGAGAAAACCGCUCGCAGCGCCUGCUGGGGACUUGUCGUGGACACUGGCGUCUAUUCCCGAGGUUUCUGUGGCAACUGGUCUGAGUUCAUGAGCAUGGGAGACAAAGUGAUUCCCCCCUCUCCCACUGACUUGGUGUGAGAGACUUGUGAUGCAAUGCUGUUUCAAGUUUGGGAAUUGUGGCUGCUGGUGUGUUAGUGUCCACUGGAUGGCAGCAUGACUCCUUUUAACUGAUCGGACAUGCUGCUGGCAGCAAACCUCAGAGCUGCUACGUUUUUAACGUGCAACAUAUGGAGUUGCACUGACUUUGACACUUAGCAAUAACAACUACUCACGCCCAUAAGAUGCACAUACUGCCAUAAAUGUGAAGGACAUGCAGGAUCUCCUCUAUGCAGCUGGUCAUAUACGUCACCUCUGCCAAACAAAUAUUACUAGUCCUUCACGCUGGAUGUCUUCCUUGACUUGAAGGCUGACCUUAUGUCUCCCCUCCUUCGUAGUGCCUUGGUACGAGACAAUAACUCCAAUCUGCAGAUCCUGGUGGGGACAUUUUGUCUGAACACAGCACAAGAUGAUGCCUCAGAGUGCACAGAUAGGAUAUUCAAAGAGGCUCUCUAGGGCUCACUAUAACCUUUUCAUCAUUCACAAACAGACUGCACUUGACCUUACUCGGCCUUGUGAAACGAAUUCAUGGAUAUUUAUCACAACUAAUUGAAACAUUUCAGCACAGGCCAGAUAGGCCAGCUUAUUUGAAGUUCCACAGCAGCUGAUUGCUUAGUUAUUACCACACGGUUACUUUGACUCUUUUAAUCUGUUUCAAAACUGACUCAGAAAUGGAACAACUCUUAGAUAAAUGGAAAACGCAAAUGAAUCAAUAUGUUUGGCAUCAGUUAGAAAUGUUUUUCACUGCUUUUCACCGUGCCUGCUUUUGGUUCUCACAGGCAUUAAAGUUUGUUUGUUUUUUUUUUUUCCAAUAAUUGCUCUGGUCCAUUUAUGUGUUUCUGUGAAAAUAUUUUAUAAAAUAAAUAUAAGAAGUGUG
Molecule: messenger RNA, 2756 nt
Organism: Oreochromis niloticus (Nile tilapia)
Lineage: Eukaryota; Metazoa; Chordata; Actinopteri; Cichliformes; Cichlidae
Gene: zdhhc23b
Product: zDHHC palmitoyltransferase 23b
Exons: 7
Coding region: 542-1861 (439 amino acids)
Biological process (GO): protein targeting to membrane; peptidyl-L-cysteine S-palmitoylation
Cellular component (GO): endoplasmic reticulum; Golgi apparatus
Molecular function (GO): protein-cysteine S-palmitoyltransferase activity
Source: RefSeq, a predicted model, not a curated record